Messenger RNA from Catharus ustulatus (Swainson's thrush), 1960 nucleotides. It is a transcript of the gene AGMO, whose product is annotated as alkylglycerol monooxygenase. The record is from RefSeq and is a predicted model, not a curated record. The coding region runs from base 49 to 1395 and encodes 448 amino acids. The transcript has 13 exons. Lineage: Eukaryota; Metazoa; Chordata; Aves; Passeriformes; Turdidae. Gene Ontology annotation, cellular component: endoplasmic reticulum. Gene Ontology annotation, molecular function: iron ion binding; oxidoreductase activity. Gene Ontology annotation, biological process: lipid biosynthetic process.
CGCGCGCUCCCGGGGAGCGCGGCGCGGCGGGCGCAGUGCGGCCGGGCCAUGGGCGCUGAGGCGGGCGGCCCGCGGGACACCGCGCCGGGCCAGCAGCUCCGCGCCCUCUUCUACGCGCUGCCGCCCGGAGAGAGCUCCUUCCGCACGGUGGAGGAGGUGCCCGACUACGUAGAGAAGAGUAUUCCAUUCUUCAUUACUUUUAUUGGGCUGGAGUUUGCUGUCAGCUGGAUUCAGAAGCGUAAGCUGCCGGGUCGGAUCAAUGAUGGCAUAAGUUCUCUUUCCUUAGGUAUCCUGUCCCGACUACCAGAUGUUUUAUUCAGAAGUAUUGAGUUAAUUAGUUACAUAUACGUAUGGAAUAACUACAGACUCUUUGAACUUCCCUGGGAUUCACCAUGGACAUGGUAUUUGACGCUUCUGGGAGUGGACUUUGCAUACUACUGCUUUCAUCGCAUGAGCCACGAGGUUAAUAUACUGUGGGCUGCGCACCAAGUACACCAUAGUUCAGAAGAUUACAACUUAUUCACAGCCUUGAGACAGUCUGUAGUGCAGAAAUACACCUCCUGGAUGUUCAACUUGCCCAUGGCUUUUUUCAUUCCCCCUUCGGUGUUUGCUGUUCAUUUACAGUUUAAUCUACUUUACCAGUUUUGGAUACAUACAGAGGUUAUCACCAAGCUUGGGCCUCUGGAAUGGAUACUUAAUACUCCCAGUCAUCACAGAGUUCAUCAUGGUAGAAAUCCUUACUGCAUUGACAAAAAUUAUGGUGGCACACUCAUUAUCUGGGACAGGAUAUUUGGAACAUUUGAGGCCGAAGAUGCAAAAGUGGUUUAUGGCUUAACACAUCCAGUAAAUUCAUUUGAUCCCAUCAUGCUCCAGUUACGUCCCUUGGCUCAUAUUUGGAACACGUUUUGGGCCACACCUGGAUUCUGCAAUAAGCUUUCUGUCAUAUUCAAAGGGCCAGGCUGGGGACCCGGCAAACCUAGACUUGGCCUUCCUGAGGAAAUCCCAGUGAUCACUGGAAAAGAAGUUCCCUUCAAUCCACAAGUACCAGCUUAUCUUAAUUGCUAUGCACUUGUACAUUUUGCUGUAAUAGUGCACUUGUACACCGAACUUCUUGCUUCUUUGACUAUACUAUCACAGGGAGCAGUUCUCCUGAGAAUUGGCUUUAUCAUUCUGUCCCUGGUGUCUUUUGGACUACUUAUGGAGAACAAGUCCAAAGCAGGAAUUUUGGAAAUCAUCCGCAAUUUAGUCUUCAUAGGUGCUUACAAACUUGGCUAUUUUAGGAGUCAGUUUUCCUUCUUGGACUAUGCAUAUGAGGUCUUGUUUUCCCUCUGUGCUGCAUUCUGGGGAAUCCAAAUUAUGAAGCGGAUCACUUCAAUGAAAGAUAAACACCACUGAAAGAGCAGAUCUAACAUCACCUUAAAUAUGGAAACAGCACUUUAGAAUAAUCUUCUAAGUUCCUUGGAAUGAAUCAACCAUGAAUCAUGCUGAAUUGCAAUCAGUUCACUUAUGAUACGAGAGAUCUGUGAUUUUUGUAUGAAGGUUUGAAAGAUUCCUAAGGGGGUUUAUUAAUUUUUAUUUGAUUUUUGAAAGAAAUAUUUAAUUUCUUCCCAAAUUAAAUAUUCAUUCACAGCAUAGAUUUUUACCUUCAUAGGAUUACAAAUUCUUAGAAAUAAUGUAAAAAUAAUUUCAUUUUUGCAGUGAUUUUGUUAGUAAUAUUAUGUGAAAAGUAUUUUUCACAAGCAGAAUAAUUAAAAUCAUAUCUGAUGUAACCUGGUAUAAAGUGACUGACUGUCUUCUUAUUGAGGCUAAACAUGAACAUAUGUGAAUGUUAUUUUUUCUGUAAUGGUUGAAUUACACCAGAAUCCCUGUGUCAUGCCCAAUUCAGUGUUCAUAACAUACUGCUACACGAAGAUGAGUAGUUGAGGCAAGAAAAUGAUUAAAAACAGCAUGAUAAAAUAAC